GUCGAAGAAUACCAAGUUACAUGGAUUAUUUCAAAAAAGUUUUCUAAGUAAUUAAAAGGUUUUUACCGUUAAAUUACCUGUAAAAUACUGAUUCAUAUCUCGAGUCACGCCUCUAGUGAAACUCACUUCAACUAACCUAAAAAUAAUCUAUAUGAUGGAGGAAUAGCUUUUCUAUCCAUUUUACUAUUUAUGUGGUUGUUGCCAUAGUUACUGAGUUUAUCUUCUUUGUUUUUCCUAUUAUGUACCUGUUAUAAUUUGAUUAGAACAGAUUCAUAUUCAAGAGAGAAAUGACGGUGUAUUUUGACCUGAGAGUUCAAAAUCCAGAAACAGCAUCAAUAAAUACAAUUGCUAUCUGGCAUUCGAAUUUUCCUUUAUUAGCAGUUGCUUCUUAUUCUCAUAAUAAAGGAGGUUUUGUGAGAAUUUAUGAUGAUCAUGGAGAACCUUGUCAAGAUGCAGAACCUUCAGAGUAUCGUGUUUCUCAAGUUACUGCAUUACAGUGGCAUCCUGAAAAGAAAAUAUUGGUAGCUGGUUGGGAGAAUGGUGAAAUGAAAAGUUGGUGUGAUGAUAUAAAAAAAAAGAAAUUCUCUGAAAUUUCUUCUCUCCAUAAAAGUCAAAUUUCCAUAUUACAAUGGAGUCAACGCGGGGGACGAUUAGUAUCUGCUGAUAUAGUUGGUGUUAUAACAGGUUGGACUGUGGAUUCACAAGGGCAAUUACGAAUUGUAUUUUGCCAUAAUUUAAAGGAAUCAAUUACUCACAUUGCAUUUAAAAUGUUCUCAACUAAAGUAUCUCAUCAUGGAUUUGAUCCAACAUCAGUUUCACGUGAGGAAAACUCUAAUCUUGUAUAUCCAUUAAGCUCUUGGAGACCGCGAACAGCUAUUCAAACAGCUUCUCAAACUCAAAAAGAUACCCUAUCAUUUUUUACUGGUUCCUCUGGAGGAUCAAUCCAUUACAUAAACUCAACUGGUCAAUUUACUAAAGUUUUAGAUACUGAGAGUAAAGCCAUUUAUGGACUCAUGUACCAUCAAGUUAAAGACUGCUUAAUUUUGAUGACAGAAGACUUAACAAUUAGUCAAUUUCAAGUUGAUAUUACAACAGGAAAGUUGUCUGAAUUAAUAAAAAUUAAAAUAAAUGCUAAAAAUACUUCUACAAAAACAGAAUCUAGUAUAUGCUGGAUAGGAAUUAAUACCUUAGCUAUACUUACUGGAGAAACAAGUAUUCGAUGCUGGAAUCUACAAACUGGAGAUACAUAUGUUUUAUCUAUUCCUGAAUCUCAAAAUAAAAAUGCAGAAUUUUCUUCAGAAAUAUGUACUAGUAUUUCAUUUUGUAAAUAUUCUAAUACUCUUGCAGCAGGAACUGAUCUAGGAACUAUUUAUUUUUGGAAAAAAAAAUCGACAUUAGACACUGAUGAAAAUGGUUGGUCUUUAGAUCGAAAAAAUUGUGUCGUUCAUGGGACAGUAAGGCAAUUAACAUGGAGUGGAUUAUACUUCAAAAAUUCUCUUUUAGCUGUCAACUGUAUUACCAAUGUAUUUAUUUUAUAUGAACAAGCAAUGUCUAUAGCAUAUCACGAAGAUACAAUUGCAAAACAAAUAUCCGCCACUCAACUAUUACUUGAAACUAAUCAACAGACUUGUACCGUUAACACUGAUAUUCAAAUACGAAUAUUAGGUGUGAGUAAUGAUUAUGUAGCAGUUUCUUCGGGAAAACAAAUAACAAUCUAUAGAAUCAAUAAAAGUACAUCAUUGCAUACGACAAUUGAACAAUUUUUCAACUGUGAUGUUGAAAAAAUACUUAUAUAUGAGUCUACUUUAAUUAUUUUAACUUCAACUCACAUUCAAUUAAGAACAAUUGAAGGAAGUGUAAUUCAAAUUUUACCAACAUUACCAGAAGAAGGUGAACCUAUUGUUAUGGAAUUGACAAAUCACUUUUUAACAGUAGCAUCUUUAAAUGGUAUUUUAAAAAUUUGGGAUCUCAAAAAGCGUGAAGCUAAAUUACAUACACGAGCAAUGGCAAUAUAUGAUGUGAUAAGUGAUUUUUCAGAAGUUAUUGAAGCAAAGUGUAAUAUAAAUUGUAGAUGUGUUUCACUUACUGUUGCAACAUCUAAUUUAUUACCUAGUCCAAUUUUAUACAUUUGGGACGUUGAAGGUGAUCAAAUGUUUGAAUUUGAUUUUUCUAAAUUCCAUGAACACAGUGAUAAUAGUAAUAAAACAAUUGUAGAGUCACAUAAAAAAUUAAUCACUGAACAUUUUUGGGAUACUCUUGAUUCACGUGUUCUAAUUUGUAAUAUUCAAACUAUUAAAAAUACAAACAUAAAUCAUCAUUUGCCAGUAAGUUCAACAACUGAUGAUAAAAAUAAUACUUCACUGGUAUGCAUUUUUGCAACUCCAGAACAUGGAAUAACGAUACACGAUGUUCGUUCUUUAAAUAAUGCACAAUUUCAUCUUUUAGGGGUCAAAUCUCCUCACAUGAUUCUUUUAAAUCUAACCGAUGAAAAUACUGAAAAUCAACUGACAUAUUUAUUAAUGAGAGAGUUUGAAGAAUUAAAUGACUAUGAUGAUGCAGUUAGAAAAGCAGUUAUGGAUUUUAGUUUCCAUAUUAGUAUGGCAAAUACUGAAGAAGCUUUUAAAUCAAUACAGGCUAUAAAAAAUGAAAAAAUAUGGAAAAGCUUAGCCAAAAUGUGUAUAAAAACGAAACAUUUAAAUAUGGCCAUUCUUUGUCUUGGCCAUAUGAAGUAUGUGAGAGGAUCAAAAGCUUUGAGAGCUACACUCGAAAAAUCUGACUUGAGUUUAGAAGCAAAAAUUGGCAUUUUGGCAGUUGAAUUGGAACUUUAUGAUGAUGCUGAACGUCUAUUUUUUGAAGCGAAACGAUUCGAUCUUUUAAGUAAAUUAUAUCAAGCUCGAAAUAAAUUUUCAGAUGCUAUCAAUUUAACAAAAGAAAAAAAUAAAAUAUGUGAAAAGCUUGUUUAUUAUCAGUAUGCAAAAUCAUUAGAACAAGAUGGAGAUAUUGAACAAGCAAUUGACAUGUAUACAAAGGCGGAGAGUCAUAAAUUUGAAGUACCUAGGAUUUUAUUGAAUCAACCUGCUAAACUACAGAAAUAUCUAGAAGAUACUAAUGAUUUAGAAAUAAGAAACUGGUAUGCUCAAUAUAUAGAGUCUACCGGCGACUUGGAAAGUGCCUUACGUCUUUAUGAAACUGCAAAAGAUACUCUAUCAGUGAUACGAUUACUUUGUUAUCUUGGUAGAGAAAAUGAAGCAUGUGAUUUAGUUAUGAAAAAUAAUCAUGCCGCCUCAGCAUAUCAUUUAGCUGCUCAUUAUGAAUCAAUGAAUAAUUUACCUCAAGCAGUACAUUUUUAUAGAAUAGCCAAAGCAUAUACUAAUGCUAUACGAAUUUGUAAGGAACAUGAUAUGAUUGAAGAACUGUGGCCUUUGGUAAUGCUGGCACCACGGCAAACACAAAUAGAUAUAGCAAAAUACUAUGAAGACGUUGGAAAUCCUGAUAAAGCAGUGUUAUUAUAUCAUAAAGCUGGAUUACUCGCAAAAGCAUUCGAGUUAUCAUUCGAAACACAGCAAUAUGAUAUUUUACAAUCAAUUAUAUUAGAUGUUAAAGAUGAUUCGGAUCCCAGUCUUAUAAAAAAAUGUGCUGACUUUUUUCUGGAAAAUAAUCAAAUUGUUAAAGCUAUUGAAUUACUUGCUAUUGGUAAACAAUAUAAUCAAGUUUUGAAGUUGAUUGAAGAACAUGAUAUAAUAUUAACUUCAGAUUUAGCCGAAAAAAUGACCAUUCCAAAAGAUGAUAAUAAUUCAAUACAAGAACAGUAUCGAAUAUCAAUUCUUGAAAAGAUUGGAGAAAUAGCAUUUACACAAGGCAAUUAUCAUUUAGCAUCUAAAAAGUUUACACAAGCUGGUAACAAAUUGAAAGCAAUGAAAGCACUUUUGAAAUCAGGUGAUACUGAAAAAAUUUGCUUUUUUGCUCAAGUAUCCAGAAAUCGAGAUAUAUAUAUUAUGGCUGGAAAUUAUUUACAAUCAUUAGACUGGCAAAAUCAGCCGGAAAUUUUGAAAAAUAUCAUUAAUUUUUAUUCAAAAGGAAAAGCAAUGGAUCUUUUAGCUAAUUUCUAUACGACUUGUGCUCAAGUAGAGAUAGAUGAGUUUCAGAAUUAUGAGAAAGCAUUAGAUGCACUGAAUCAAGCUGCUAAAUGCUUGUCAAAACUUACAUCACCUAGAGAUUCACUAGCACAAAAAAAGGCUGUUGAACUUAUUAACACGCGAAUAAGUAUAAUCAAACGUCUUUUAGAAAUAAAAAAAUUAUUCAUCGACGGUGAAGGUGAAAGAGCAAUUUCUCAAGGAGAAGAACUUAUAGCUACAUAUAAAGAUACUUUAAAUCAAUGUAUACGUUUGGGAGAUCUAUUUUCACUGAUUACGCGGCAUUACAUGAAAGUUGGAGACUUACAAAAAGCACGAGCUUCUAUAGAAGAACUAAAAUAUUUAGUACCUGGUGUUGAUUUAAACUGUUUUUAUAGUAAUGAUUUAUUAAAAUCUUUAGGUCAUCAAACAAAUAUUUCAAAUCAAAAGCAUGAAAAUAAAGAUUAUGAAAUCGAAGAACUUUUAGAUGAAUAA
This is a messenger RNA of Chelonus insularis, 4607 nucleotides long. RefSeq names its product intraflagellar transport protein rempA (gene rempA). Gene Ontology annotation, cellular component: ciliary basal body; intraciliary transport particle A; axoneme. The transcript is spliced from 4 exons. The record is from RefSeq and is a predicted model, not a curated record. Lineage: Eukaryota; Metazoa; Arthropoda; Insecta; Hymenoptera; Braconidae. Gene Ontology annotation, biological process: intraciliary retrograde transport. The coding region runs from base 288 to 4607 and encodes 1439 amino acids. Gene Ontology annotation, molecular function: protein binding.